Messenger RNA from Asterias rubens (European starfish), 8989 nucleotides. RefSeq names its product protocadherin-16-like. Gene Ontology annotation, cellular component: membrane. Gene Ontology annotation, biological process: homophilic cell-cell adhesion. The record is from RefSeq and is a predicted model, not a curated record. Lineage: Eukaryota; Metazoa; Echinodermata; Asteroidea; Forcipulatida; Asteriidae. The coding region runs from base 85 to 8610 and encodes 2841 amino acids. Gene Ontology annotation, molecular function: calcium ion binding. The transcript has 32 exons.
AAUAGAAAGAAGCUGGCUUUAUUCGGUUGCCAUAAAACUGAGCAGAAGGGAAAUAUUUUGUGUGCGGUUCUCGUACAGCCAGAAAUGUGGAUCUUGUCUGCUUUUCUGAUUUUACUUUUAGCUCUUGACGAGAGUCACGCCCAGGCUGUGACUCCACCGGGCGAUCAUGCGGAGCCCUAUAUAAUCUUCUCCAGCUUUCAUCAGAUUCUCCGCUUCAACCUCGAUCAGACCGACCAGAGGGUUCUGCAGUCUAAUGCCGGCAGCACCGUGGCUUUGGAUUACGACUUUGUUCGAGGAUUUUACUAUUGGAGUAACCAGGAUGACAAGAAGAUCUACAGGGCUCCUCUCGAGGGUGGGGUUUCAGAACUGGUCGUUUCCAACCAAGACGCGUCAGAGGUGGAUGGAAUCGCAGUGGACUGGGUCAACAAUCAACUCUACUGGGCAGAUAAAUCAUUUGGAACCAUCCAUCGUCUGGAUCUAGAAGGCUUCACCAACGAGGUCGUCUUCAUUGCGACCGGCAUCAAAAAACCAAAAGCAAUCGUUUUAGACCCCCACAAUGAUCUGAUGUAUUUCACCGACGUCGAUAGAGGUGAACCGACCAUCCAGCGGGCCAGGAUGAGUACCGGUUCAGACCAGGAAGUCAUCAUAUCACAGGGUAUUGAGAAACCUAAUGGCAUCGCGUUAGACUACGACACAAACAGGCUCUUCUUCGCCGAUUCACAAACAGACAGGAUAGAAUCCUGUGCCGUGGACGGCUCGGACCGCACUGUGCUGUUCCAGGGAUUCUUCUUCCACCAUCCGUUUUCUCUGUCACUCUACGAUGACCGUAUUUACUGGACAGAGUUGUUACUGCAACCCAUCGUCAAUGCGCACAAGGAUACGGGGAGCGAUAUUUCGCAUACAUUUUACCUGUCUCUUUUCCCCUAUGUGAUUCAUGUUGUCCAUCCAUCAAGGCAGCCCCUCACUGAUGGUAACUUCUGUGCAGCCAAUGACGGAAGAGGGUUGUGUGAGAGUCUUUGUACGUCUGACUCAAAUGGUUACACCUGCAGUUGCUUGGACGGUUUUGCUAUUAAUGAAGAUUUGCAUAAUUGUGAUGAUGUAAAUGAGUGUGGCGUUAACAACGGGGGCUGUUCACACAUUUGUAAUAAUAUGCUUGGAUCAUUCGAAUGUCAGUGCCUUGGGGGAUUCGUACUGGAGGAAGAUGGCUUCACUUGCACAGACCACAAUGAAUGCAAUAACAAUGCCGCAGGGUGCGAGCACGGCUGCCACAACACCGACUCGGGCUUCUACUGCUCAUGUCCGGCAGGGUACCAGCUGCAGGUAGACCAGCUCCACUGCGAAGACGUUAACGAUUGUGAGCCAGUGUCGCCGUGCCCCGUAGAGGCGCAGUGCGUUAACCACGAUGGAAGCUACAGUUGCAUCUGCCCAACUGGGUUUGUCUUCAAUGCAGUAGGUGGUAUGUGUCAAGAUGUGGACGAGUGCGUGUCGGGGCAGAGCUCUUGUACCCAGCGAUGCGAUAAUCAACCUGGAGGUCACAGCUGUAGUUGUCAUGAGGGUUUCAGACUGGAAGAUGACGGCAUAACGUGCACUGACAUCAAUGAAUGUGAGGAGCUGCUGAGUAACUGCCAGCAAACAUGCGUCAAUAUUGUUGGUUCCUUCGUGUGCCUUUGCCAAGAGGGCUACAAUCCAGUGGGUGAUGGACAUAACUGUGAGCCCAUAGACUGUGGCUUGCUGGAUCUCAUCGAGGGAUUCACCACCCAGUGUACAGAUUCAUCCUACGGGAGUACGUGUAUCCUCUCUUGUGUCCAAGGAACCCUGAUUGGUACCUCCACCAUGGUGUGUCAAACGGACGGUGUCUGGUCCAUCACGACAGCUGAAUGCAUCUCAACCACAAACACAACCGAAGUCAACCACCCUCCCCAUGCAAUCUACCCAUCCUCCUUCAUGGUGCCCGAGGACUCACUGCCCGGCGUCACGCUGGGCACUUUGCAUACGGCUGACACUGACAAUCAUGAGUCCUAUGUAUAUACACUGACCUCUGACCCAUCGGAUAAGUUUUACAUCGAAGCUUCGGACAACACUUUGAGAACUCAUGGUGGACUGGACUAUGAGACCACUCUUACACACACCAUCAUGAUAACCACUACUGACACGGGUACCCCGCCGCUCUCGGGCAGCUUUCCAAUUCUGAUAACAGUCCUCGACGUGAACGAACCACCGACCCAACCCACACUGUCCUCCAACACAGUCAGCGAGCACGCUUCAAUAGGAGAUCAGGUCGGGACUCUGUUUGCAUCCGACUCGGACCAAGGCCAAGAGGUCACCUUUUCACUGGUGUCCAGUGGGGAGGGACGAUUCCAACUGCAGGGUGACCAGCUGCUCGUGGCUGGCUCCCUGAACUAUGAGGUUAGUCAGUCGUAUAUCGUCGUGGUGCAGGCCCACGAUAACGGAGCACCUAUGCAGACAUCGACAGCUCAGCUAACAAUCAAUGUGCAAGAUGAAAACGAUCCCCCGACCAAUAUCCAUCUCAGUGCAUCAGAAAUCGCCGAAGUGGUUCUCAACGGUGGUAGUACAUCCGUAGGAACAGUCAUUGGUACCCUGACAACGGAUGAUGAGGACCAGGGCGACAGCCACACUUACACCCUACAGGGAGCGUCCAGUGGAUGUUUCUCCAUGGUCGACUCCAGUCUGGCAGUCGGCGAUGUCUCAUGCUUCGACCACGAACUCAAUCCAGCGCUCUCUGUCCAAAUCAUAGCAAGAGAUCCUCAUGGUGCGAUGAUCCAGCAGACCUUCUUGGUUGUGGUGAUGGACGUCAAUGAGCCUCCAUCUUUGAUCUCACUCUCAUCAUCAUCGGUGAAGGAGCAUGUUGCGGUGGGCACGAUCGUGGGGACUUUGACUGUUUCUGACCCUGACCGGAGUGACUCCCACCAGCUCACCGUGAAGACUGGUGACUCACUUUUUGCUGUGUCAGGCAAUGUCUUAGCUGUAAUCGCUGAUUUGAGUUUCUUAGACUACCCUGCAGGAGUGACUGUGUCUGUGGAAGCGGUCGAUUUGGCCGGUCAUGGGCACACGGAAACCUUCACAAUCAACGUUCAGAACGUCAACGAGAGACCAAAUGACAUCAGCUGGGAGGUCUUUUGGGAUUGUUCUGUUGAGCACGAAACUCUAAAUGGGCUGGAAAUUCACGCCUGCGUGCCAGAGAACACCGCUGAGAAUACACUGAUUGCCGAAGCAACUGCCACAGAUCCAGACCUAGAUCCUUUGAUGUUAGUCCUGGUUGACAAUGGAGAUAUUUUCAAGCUCGAUCAGAAUGGCGAUCUGAAAGUAGGCGGGAAUGGACUCAACUUUGAGUCUCCUCUGAUUGGCCAGGUGCAUUCUAUUACCCUAAUAGCGGAGGAUCCAGCUGGGUUGACAUCUAUAGCCCAAUUCAACAUCAAGAUUCUGGAUGUGAAUGACCCGCCCAGCAAUGUGGUAAUUUCCAACACCAUGGUGGGAUCUAAUACAGCAGUCGGUCUUAGUGCAGCAAUCUUACAAUGCAUUGAUGAGGAUACCGGGGAUGAACACACAUUUAGAUUGGUCAACGAUGCUGAUGGAAAAUUCAUCACAGACGGGAACCAGCUAAAGGUGAACCAAGAUCUGACUUCCUUAGCUGGUAACCAGUACACCAUUGAAGUGCAGUGUUUCGACGGCAUCACUGAGCUGUCGACACCGGUUACCUUCAUCAUCAGUGUGUUUGAGAAUGGACCUAUCCCGGAUCCCACUGUAAUUAUUACCAUAUCGCUAAGCAGAGAUAGAAUCUCCGAAGGACAACCUGGCGAAACAGAUGUGGGAACUCUGAUAGCAGAAUCGACAGUGCCGACCAGCGAUUUCACCUUCUCCAUUAUCGGAGGUGCAUCUCAAUUAUUCUCAGUCAACCAGGCGGCGCCGGGGAGCUCAGCAACACUAAGAUCAACCGAGCCGUUAGAUUUUGAAGAAAUGUCGAUUCACUACGUCAUUAUCAAGGCUGAGGCCCAAGAGGGGAGUGGCGUCCAGACGUUUGCAGUCACGGUGCGUGAUGUGAACGAGCCUCCUAAGGAUGUUCGGUUGGAGCACAGCUCUAUCCAUGAGAACCAGAUUGGCGCCCUCGUUGGUAUCGUGUCUGCAGUGGAUCCCGACGGAGAUAGUAUCAAUUUCUUCAUACUCGUCAAUCCAGGAGAUGCAUUUGAGUUGCAGACCGGAGCCACGCCCAACUCCCGCCGCCUCGUCUCCAAGCGAGCCCUUGAUUUCGAAACGGAACCCACCCUGAGCAUCAGCCUUAGAGCCCAGGAUCCCAGCUUGCCCAGCCUCACCUCAGAUGUCUACACAACCACCGUCAACGUCCUGAAUAUAAACGAGGCCCCGACGCAGAUUCAGAUGAGCCGAUUGGAGAUUUCGGAGAAUAGUGCAGUGGGAGCGACCGUCGGUAUUCUGACGGUGUCCGACCCGGAUAGUGUGCUCACUGAUCAAGGCUUUGUGUGUGUACUUCAAGACAGCGCAUCUGGGCUGUUUGACUUGGAGGGAUUUUCAGUUAAGGUAACGGAUAGUUCCAGACUGGAUUAUGAGAGUUUUGCUGGUAGCGGUGAGAUGCCGACCAUCAAUGUAGAGUGCAGCGACAGCGGUGGACUGAGCGUCAGUCAGUACUUUGAGAUAACAGUGACCAACGUGGCUGAGAGACCAACCAAUAUUGUCUCUGCAACUGGGCUCUUUGAGAUUGCUGAAAACAAUGAAGAAGGUGCAACAGUAGCUUUCCUCCAGACCAUCGAUCCCGACACCGAUGAUUAUUCAGCAUUCCAGUACAUAGUGUCUGACUCCACCACGUUCUCUGUGAAUAAUCAGAUGCUCAUUGCGGACGUCCAGCUGAACUACGAGAGACGCAAUCGUUACGACAUUGAAAUCACAACAACUGAUGAAGACGGCCUGACCUUCUCAAAAGAUAUUUCUGUAUACGUCCUGAAUAGAAACGAUCGUCCCACUGGAAUUGUAAUGUCCCAAAUAAUGGCAGUCUCAGCUCAGCUACUCACUGGAACAAUAAUAGCAACAUUAGAGGCCCAAGAUGAGGACACCUCCCAGCAGCACGAGUUUGAAAUCCAGACCCAAACACCGGAGGGUGCUCUUCAAAUAACGGACGGCAACAAGCUGGCUAUUGAUGAAGGCUCUAAGGAGGCUCUCUCAGUGGAAGUUACAAUCAUUGUUAGGGACCUUGGGGUGGCCACCCCACUAUUUCAUGUCCAGAUGUUUACGAUAGCUGUGGAUGUUGUGAAUCUACCUCCUACAGGGAUUGAGUUGACUGGCGAUACGGUCGUUGAAGGUUCGGCCGUCGGAACGGUUGUCGGAUUGGUCGAAGUCCAAGAUCCCUCCGGCAAUGGUGAGAUGUUUUACUGCCUGUUGAUAAACGACAUCGGAGGUCCUUUCGACUUGGCGCAUCGAGGGGGCGAGAUUCAGCUCCGUGUGGCUUACUCCGAGCGGUUGAACUUUGAGACCGAUCCAACUCUAUCCGUUACUAUCCGAUGUCGCGAUUCGCUACCGGAGAACACCGUGGAGAGGACGUUCGUUAUCAGCGUCACGGCCGGUCCGGAGAGACCAGCAAAUAUCAUCUUCAUCAAUGCAGACAACGAUGCCUCGACGACCAACCUCAAUCCACCGGACCUCAGUGACCUGAGCGGCCACGCAAUCACGGGGGCAAUUGUGACAAUUCAAGAGGGUGCUGUGACUGGAUUCAGUGUGGUAGCCUUCAUGGUGGCCGUUGACGCAAAGGGGAGACUGAUCUCCGACGAAGCUGCCCCAGAAAUCGAGCUGAUAACUGAAAACCACUACAAUGAACUACAGAGAGUCGGACGUAGACGCAGAGAGGUAAAAAGACUCCACGCCAGGUCAAGACGUGGCGCUAUGACUGAUCCCGACGUCAUACCCACCCAGUUUGUUGUCUCGAGCGACUGGCAAUACAUCCUGGUUGGAGAUGCACUGGACUAUGAAACCCAGGGGGAAUAUAUGCUUUACUUCAAGGCCAGCGAUAGAAACAACCCCAACCUGCUUAUUACAGCCCAGUUGCGUGUGGUUGUACUGGACAUUGCUGAGGCACCAUUGGACAUGAUCCUAAGCCCGGUGUCUGUCCCAGAAAACGCAGCUGUAGACACAGUUGUUGGUGAGUUAUUUUUGAAUGAUCCAGACGGCACAUCUUCUGCCUACGUUUACAACCUCAUCUCCCACGGGACGCCGUUUUACCUCCAGAACAGGAAGAUACUGGUUCAGCGUUCCAUCAACCAUGAAGUAACCCCGGUCAUCACCAUCCGAAUCAUGGUAUCGGAGCUCAACACAGACCUGCAACUGAUGAAGAACUUUAAUAUCACAGUUACUGACGUCCCCGAACCACCGACUGGCCUGACGGUUGACGGCAACACGACCGUCGUCAUCCCGGAGACGCUGGAGGUCGGUCAUUACAUCGGGGCCUUCCGGGUCCAGGACCCGGACUCCAGUGCUGGCUUCACGUUCAGCUUCUACAUUGAGGAAGACUCCAACAAUUUCUUUUCGCUGAGUGAGGGCGCCCUGCUCCUUGGACAGAGACUAGACGCCUGGACGGGGAACGUCCUGAGUCUGUACAUUAGGGUGACUGAUCCCACGGGUCUGAGCUUCAACCAGGUCAUCUUGGUUAGAGUGACCUCAGAUGACCAGUGUGAGACGGAGGGCUACUGCAGUGCCUAUGCCACAUGCCUGAGAGGAUUCUGUACAUGUCAACCAGGGUUUACAGGCGAUGGUUUUACCUGCACAGACAUCGAUGAGUGUUCACAGUACCCAUGCAACUUGUAUCACUCUGUCAGCGGUGGGUGUCAGGACGGACUGGGUGGUAUCCGUAACUUCACCUGCGUCUGUAAGGAAGGCUGGACGGGGAAGGAUUGCACCGUGGAGGUGGACAGCUGUGAAUCCCAUCUGUGUUAUCCGAUGGGUUUUGAGCACUGCAUUAACACCAGGGACAGUGACAGCUAUACCUGCCAGUGCAAGCGAGGCUUUCAAGGGGUACUCUGUGAUGAGAAUAUUAAUGAGUGCGUGGAUCAUCAAUGCUUGAAUGAUGGGCAGUGCAUCGAUGGCAUUGGUCUGUAUACCUGUAAAUGCUCUUCGCCUUACGAAGGAUACUAUUGUGAGUUGGACACUUCGGUCUGCGACAGCGUCAAGUGUCCCUACAAUGGAACCUGUCUUGCCCUUCCCUACAGAGUCCAUGAAUGCCGAUGCGGAGAUGGCGUCUUACAAGACUGCUCAGCAUGUGAUUUCGGGUACGGUGGAGACAACUGCGACCCGUGUAAGCCUCCGUUUACAGGUCCAAACUGUGACAUUGACACCAGUGUCUGUGAUCCUAACCCUUGCCCAACGGAAAGCGUCUGUAAAGCAGAUGUUGACAAGUACUUCUGCUUGUGUCCAGAAAACUUAGCCAUCGCCUCCUGCCAGUCUCUCGUUGUGGCUUUUUCUAAUAAGCCGACAGCACAGCCUGCACGAUACGUCCCAUCAUGGAUUCCUGUUGUACUGGUAUGCUUGGUGCUUCUGGCGUUCACCGUCCUGUUUAUCUUCGCUGCUAUCCGUCGAGUGCGUAGUAUACCAUCCUACAAGGCAUCCAGUUCGUUCAUUCCACGUCGAGCAAGGUUCCUCAGUGUCUCCGAACAAGUCAUGGUGUACCCUGAGCCAGACUACCAGCCAGAUGAGCAAGCGCUCCAGACCUUCUGCCCCGAGACACGACCAAGAGAGGAGACUCAACCACAGUCCGCUGCUCCAGCCACUCUGACUGCUCCAACAGCUGCUCUGGUUGCUCGGACCACUGCCCCGGCCGCUCCGACAGCUACUUCAGUCGCUCCGAUCGCUGCCCCAGCCGCUGCUCCAGCUGUUCCGACCGCUGCCUCAGUCGCUCUUGGCGCUGCUGUGAGCAAGGCUACGGUCGCACCACAAGCAUCUGCCCAAGAACCCACAGGAGAGAAACCCCCUCCAUACUCCCCACCUUCUAACCUCUUCCUCGCUAGUGCACUAGGGCUCAUUCCUCCUAGUUAUGAAGAAGCAAACGUCGAGGCCCCACCGAUAAAAAAGAAAGUGAAUCUUGAUGACGACCGGGCAGUGGCUAAGUUCAUAGAGACUGUGGCGAUGCCGAUUGGUGAUAGGGGUACACUCAUGACCAAAGGGAGCAAUCUGGGGGAUUGGGAGAAAGGCCAGCUGGGUUUAGUGGAUGAGGUAAAGCCCCAGCAGAAGAGCAAAAGAGUGCGGAAGAAGUCCUCCGGUCGGAGACCAUCCGUAACGCGGCAGCUGUCGGUCGCCGCUGUAGCUUACCAAAAUCCUGUCUUUAUACCCGAUAAGACAAUGCCAGGCAAUCAUGCAGCAGGAACCCAGUGGGGUGUCUCAUCAGAUGACUGGCACCCACCAACCAAGGUCCAGUCCAACGACGCACCUGGAGGUAACGAGAAAGUAAAGGAAAGACGUUCUUCGCCGAUGCGGCCAGGGGUUCCAGAGCGUAGACGCAGCAACAGGACUUCCAUCUCAAAAUCCUCCUCUGAUGUAAUGAAACAGAAUCCCGUCUUCAAAGAGUCGGACUCCGAGGGUUCUGAUGAUAUAUUUGAAUAAUAAGUAUAAACCCUUGGCCCAGGUGAAGGGGGCUGGAGGGUUCUGCAAUAAAGGGAUGAAGAACAGAGUUCUGGUGAAUCAAAUUGUGUUUAAUGCUCUUCAUACCAGCAGUCAUCCACAAUGUGGCUGGCUGGGUGGGAGAGCAUCUAUAGUACCCAGUCUAGCUGUGCUGUCUUGGGUCUAGUUGGCUGUUGAAUAAUGGGGGUGAAGGUGGGGUGCUGUUCAAAAUUUAGGGGGUGGAACACUAAAACUACUUAUUUGUAUCCAACCUACAUAAGGGUUGAUAAUAAUACCAAUCACGUUCAAGAACUUAAAGACACUGGACACUAUUGGUAAUUGUCAAAGACCAGUCUUCUCACUUGGUGUAUUUCAACAUAUG